GUGAGCGAGGAGAAGGAGAGCAGAAGCCUAAAGAGGGAUCUGCAUGGUAAGUAGCUAGACCAGCGAGCACUUUUAUUCAUUGAAAAUUCCUGUGUUGGAGGGAGAAGAAAAUAAAGAUACAACAGAGGAUUCGGGACCCUGUCCCCCAGUUCCACUGCCUGGACGAGUGGAGUAAAAAGCUAAGGAGGAAGACCGAAGGUUAAAGAAGCUGGGAGGGACACAAGGCAGUCAUGGAUAGCACAUAGAGCGUCAGCCAGACGCUAGGAUGGCCUGGAUUCCCACACUGUCGCUGGCAACCAUCCAGCUCAGAAGCUACUGAUACCCAUGAGCUCCCAUGUGUUCUCUCAGUCAUGCUUCCCAGGUAUGGAUUCUCCCCUCUCCCUGACUUCCAGCCUCACCUCCACGCCUUCCGUUACCGAGGAGAGAGCCCCAGCAUGUGGAUCCCGGUCUCAGGCGAGUCCCAGGCUUUGAGCGAGGCCCGGGACAACAGGCCUCUCCUGCGGCAGUGCCAACACAACCACAUCGCCGUGUGUCAGCAGGAGCUGCAGCCGCCUGUGACCCCCAGCGUCAACGGCCGUGGAUCACCUACUAUAGACACUCAGCGCUCCACCCCUAUGUCUCUGAAUCAUUGCAAACACACGAGGAGUGAAGCAGAAAAUGGCGGCGGGUGGAGUAACCCUGAUCAUGACACUGAUACUGAUACGGACCUGUGUUCAGACUCUCAGACGCGAGGGGGCGACGUUGAGCUUGUUAUCCGGGAAGAUAGGAGUACUUACCCUCCAGUGCAAGAGCUGUGUGAGAGACCCAUGGCGGUGUCGACUGUGUUUCGUCCCCUCCACACAUCCCUCAGCUUGCCCCUGUUCCUCCCUCUGUCCUCCCUGUACAGGGAAACAGACUACUGGGACUCUCAGCCAUCUGGCUCUCCAUCCUCACAUGAGCCUCCGGCGCUGCAGAGCCCAGACACCUGUCGACCCCAGAGGAGGGCUUCACAGGGCUCCCUCAAGGAAAAGUCCAUCCGGCGUAAGGUGCGAGUGUACUCACCAGACAGCCUGAGCAACGACUCUCUGGCCAGCCCCAUUCUGGAUGGCGACUACCUCUUCCCAGGACCCUUCGACUCCUUCCUGGAGGAGGACAUCGGGGGAGACCCUGAAGACACCACGAGUCCCUCAUCAACAGGGGGGGGACCCAACCCCCGAAAGACUCCACCUCUGUCCGCAGAGCCGCUGCAGUUGUCAGAGCACUCAUCUGUCUUGAACUGUGGGGCUGUAGAGAAUUCCUCGGCCACCGGAGGAAGCUCUUUAGCCCGCUCCGGUAUGGCGGAACACGAGCGGCGGCGCUUCUCAGCCUCGGAGCUGAUCUCACGGCUACAGCUUUCCCAGAGGAAGAACUCGUUCACACUAAAGCUUGGCAAGUCGCUGUCAGCUCGGGUGGCCUCCCGCGACAGGCAGAACCCCAGCAACCUCAGCUCUGACUAUAAGUCCACUUCCAGGCAUCAUGGCUCAGGUGGUGCCAGUGACAGCACCCCCCACAGUCCUGUAGGACCUGCACUGCCACUGCCAUCUGUUGACAAUAACACGCAACAACAUCGACGUAGCACCGGAUUCACAAUCAAAAAUAUGAGGAAGAAGUCUAUUGAGGAGGAUUGGUGCACUCCUCCCACAGUCAGCAGAUCCAAUCGUCUGUCACGGUUUCUCCCCAACUCGAUUCUGUACCAGGAGUACAGUGAUGUUGCAAUCAACCGAGAAAUCCUGAGGCAGCAGGGGGAGGAGCCAGGUGCUGAGGAGGAGAGGCUAAGGGAGGAAGGGGCUGGGGAGACUCCAUCUCCAUCCAAUCUGUCUCCGUCCAGCUCCUUUCGCUCGUCACGAGGCUCCGCGUUCUCCCUGUGGCAGGACAUCCCUGACGUCCGGACCAGCGGUCAGCUGGACAACUUCAGCAACGUGGAGCGCAAACUACAGGAGGCCAAGUUUGAGCUGGUGACAUCAGAGGCGUCGUACAUUCGGAGCCUGACCAUCGCGGUAGACCACUUUAUGCUGUCCCAGGAGCUGGGGGAGUGUCUGGGGGCCCAGGAGAGACAGUGGCUCUUCUCCAAGCUCCCCGAGGUCAAGGAUGUCAGUGAGAGGUUCCUGCAGGACCUGGAGCACAGGCUGGAGGAGGACAUCUUGCGUUUUGACGUGUCUGACAUCGUCCUGGCCCACUGUCCCGCCCUGCGAAGGGUCUACCUCCCCUACGUGACCAACCAGGCCUACCAGGAACAGACCUACCAGCGCAUGUUACAGGAGAAUACUCGCUUCCCAGGCAUCCUGGCUCGUUUGGAAGAAGACCCCAUCUGCCAGCGUCUUCCCCUCGCCUCCUUCCUCAUCCUCCCCUUCCAGAGGAUCACACGGCUCAAGAUGCUGGUGGAGAAUAUCCUAAAGAGGACAACACCAGGCUCUAUGGAUGAGGACACAGCCACCAAGGCCUUCAAUGAGCUGAAAAAGAUUAUAAAGGAAUGUAACUCCAGCGUGCAAUCAAUGAAGAGGAUGGAAGAGCUCAUUCACCUCAAUAAGAAGAUCCACUUUGAGGGCAAGAUAUUCCCUCUGAUCUCCCAGUCUCGCUGGCUGGUCAAACAUGGAGAACUGCUGGAAGUGGACACGCAGACCAUGAGUAUUUCCGGGACAAAGUUCAAGUUGCCCACAAAGCCUGUGUACCUGCAUCUGUUCAAUGACUGUCUUCUGCUGUCCAGGAGGAAGGACACGUGGAAGUUCAUGGUGUUUGUUCACGCUAAGAUCGGGCAGCUGAAGGUGAAGGACCUCAGUCAGAAGCUCCAGGGCAUCUCAGGUUUCAUCUUCCACCUGCAGCUGUGUGAGGGCCAGCAGCUCAAACACCAGAUCCUACUCAAGGCCCACACGGAGAGUGGAAAACAGAGAUGGAUCACAGCCAUGUUCCCCUCUGAUCCAUUGGAAGAUAUUGAGCAGGCCAAUGAGAAUGAUGAUCUUUCCCAAGUUCAAUGCAUCAAGAGCUACCAGGCCCAGGAGCAUGAUGAGCUAACAUUGGAGAAGGCUGAUAUUCUUCAAGCCAAGACCAUUACAAGUGACGGCUGGGUGGAGGGCAUUCGGCUGUCAGACGGGGAGCGGGGCUGGUUCCCGAAAACCAACGUGGAGGAGAUCACAUGUCGCAGUGCGCGUCUCCGCAACCUCAGAGAAAACAUCCGCAUUAAGUGUGUCACACAGAAGCUGGAAGAGGAGCUCUUUUAAGUGUCCUUUCCAUCCUGCAGCUUUUCAUUUAUGCUUGGAAUGAUCAAUCAAACAGUGCAACAACUCUCAACCCAAGUAUCCAUUAGACCCAGCUUUUACGCAACACCAGUUAUACAAUAGCUGAGCAGUUUUAGAUUAUCUGGAUGUGGGAGCUUUAUCUAGUCUGCAGGUGCUCAUAAGGGCAUUCUUUUUGUCAUAGCUUGAGCAUAAGCAAUAUUCUUAGGCAAUAUCGUUAUGCAGCUGCGUAGCAGUAAUUUUCUUUCACUCAUGCUUGCUAUGACUGCAUAGACAGUGCCUUGCAAAAGUAUUCAUCCCCCUUGGUGUUUCGCCUAUUUUGUUGCAUUACAAC
This is a messenger RNA of Coregonus clupeaformis (lake whitefish), 3582 nucleotides long. RefSeq names its product Rho guanine nucleotide exchange factor (GEF) 19 (gene arhgef19). Gene Ontology annotation, molecular function: guanyl-nucleotide exchange factor activity; protein binding. The record is from RefSeq and is a predicted model, not a curated record. Bases 351 to 3233 code for a protein of 960 amino acids. The transcript has 16 exons. Lineage: Eukaryota; Metazoa; Chordata; Actinopteri; Salmoniformes; Salmonidae. Gene Ontology annotation, biological process: activation of GTPase activity; regulation of actin cytoskeleton organization.